AUGUGGUGGCUUGUGUUAGUGAUGUUCUUCGGUAGAUCCAGCAGUAAGGCUGUCUCUGCAAACUCUACUGUAGAUGGCAAGUAUCUCCCAAGUACCCAAUGGCUCAUCUCCUGCAGUGAUGACCCAUCCGUCAAGUCCUGUCUCAAGAUGAAGUCACUGAUGCUUCUAGAAGACCUCGCGCAGAAGGAUACUCCGAUAUACAUAUUUGGGAAAUCCAUGACACUUGUGAAGAACCCGGACGUUCGAAUGGGAGGACGAAUGUUGCCAGUUAGUUUGGAAGAGCUCAACUCCAGUCUGCCUAAAGACGAGGACUCCAGGGAAGAGACUUUGGACAAUCUGAUGUUCUUGUCUUUGGAGAAAUUCGUCAAAAGUCGAGCCUUACAAAUCCAUCUUCCAGAUCUAUUCUUUUGGAAUUCUUGGAAUAGUUUAGCAGAAGGUAGGAGGAAGGGCAGCGGUUUCAGCGGCGCAGGCUGGGGACUGGCCCUUGCUGGGGGUAUGAUGGCGGCACUGGGACUGGGCUCCAUCGCAAUGAUGUCCGGCAAAGCUAUGAUGGUCAGUAUGAUGGCACUCAUGUUGUCUGCGAUGGCUGCAUUCAGGAAGGGUGGUGGAGGAGGUGACCAGGCCGCCACCACAUACGAGGUCAUCAACGUGCCGACUGGUCAUGGCCAUCACGCUCGCAGGAUGUUUACCGUCAGCAUGGGCCGCCCACGGAGUCUGGAGGUGGGGGUGCCGUUGCCAGGGGCGGCGGACCUAGUGGAGGUUUACCGCGGAUGGAACACCUCGACAGCAACGCCAGGCCCUCAGGUGAUGGCACCUGACAUUGACAAAGAACACCUGAAGACGGAGUAACUCAGAACACUCUGCGAGGCAGGCCUAAUGCUUAUUGAUCUAAGGUUGCU
Molecule: messenger RNA, 899 nt
Organism: Macrosteles quadrilineatus (aster leafhopper)
Lineage: Eukaryota; Metazoa; Arthropoda; Insecta; Hemiptera; Cicadellidae
Exons: 3
Coding region: 1-849 (282 amino acids)
Source: RefSeq, a predicted model, not a curated record